AUGGGAUCCCCGUUGGCUCCUAUUUUAGCUGACGUGUUUAUGUCAAAACAAGAAACACGUAUCGAAGAUAUGACAGAGAACAAGCCUGUCGUUUAUUUGAGGUACGUCGACGACGUUUUUUGUGUAUUUCCGAAAGAAGAAGAUGCGGAAAAAUUCUUGCACACUAUUAAUAUCUGGCAUGACAAUCUGAAGUUCACGAUUGAAAGAGAGAAGCAAAGAAGACUGCCAUUUCUCGAUGUUAUGGUUAUUGGUGAUGAUGUGAAUAAAGCCUACGAGACUAGUCUUUACAAGAAAGCCACAGAUACCGGCCUCUACUUGCUUUUCGAGUCGAAUCAAUGUCGACGUUAUAAACUUGGUUUAAUUAAAACUCUAACAGUCAGACUUCUUCGCAUUUGUUCCUCACCAGAGAACCGGUGCAUCCAGCUUAAUUGCCUUAGAGAAAAUCU
Messenger RNA from Didymodactylos carnosus, 446 nucleotides. Lineage: Eukaryota; Metazoa; Rotifera; Eurotatoria; Philodinida; Philodinidae. The record is from the annotation of a GenBank genome assembly.